Molecule: messenger RNA, 2340 nt
Organism: Miniopterus natalensis
Lineage: Eukaryota; Metazoa; Chordata; Mammalia; Chiroptera; Miniopteridae
Source: RefSeq, a predicted model, not a curated record
UGCAUUUUAUGUUUCAGGCUCAGCUGCCUGUAUACCUCCUUGGAUUCCACACAUUCCCAUCACUGGGCUGAGAUCCCACCAUGCAGCGGAGACAAAGGGGCCUUAACGUUGGGCUUCUUCUGCUCCUUUCGCAAAUCUUCCACGUCGGGAUCAACAAUAUUCCGCCUGUCACCCUGGUGACUCUGGCUGUCAACAUCUGGUUCUUCCUGAGCCCUCUGAAGCCGCUGUAUAGCUCCUGCCUUAGCGUGGAGAAGUGUUACCAGGAGAAAGACUGGCAGCGCUUGCUGCUUUCCCCCUUUCACCAUGCAGACGACUGGCAUCUGUAUUUCAACAUGGUGUCCAUGCUGUGGAAGGGAAUCCACCUGGAAAGAAGACUAGGAAGCCGAUGGUUUGCCUGCGUUAUCACCACGUUCUCCGUCCUCACGGGGCUGGUGUACCUGCUCCUGGAAUUUGCUCUGGCAGAAUGCAUGGGUGAGCCGGGCUACAAAAGGAGCUGCGCGGUAGGCUUCUCAGGAGUUUUGUUUGCUUUGAAAGUUCUUAACAACCAUUAUCACCCUGGAGGCUUCAUCAACGUUUUGGGCUUUUCUGUACCCAACAAAUUUGCUUGUUGGGCAGAACUUGUGGCGAUUUACUUUCUCUGUCCCGGGACCUCCUUCGCUGGGCAUCUGGCCGGGAUUCUUGUUGGACUCCUGUACACUCACGGGCCCCUGAAGAAAGUCAUGGAAACCUGUGCAGGCAUUUUUUCCUCCAAUCAUGGUUACCCACGACAGCAAUACUACUUUAAUAAUUCAGGCUACACUGGAUUUCAGGAUUAUUACCCACAGGGAAGGCCAGGGUUCCAGGAAGACGUGCCCAGGAACUAUGACGCAUACACGGCAGGACUGAGCGAGGAGGAGCAGCUGGAGAGAGCGCUGAGAGCCAGCCUCCAGGACCGAGGAAACAGCAGAAACUCGCCCCCGUCCUAUGGGUUCCGACUGUCACCAGAAGAAAUGAGGAGAACACGGCUGCACAGGUUCGACCGCCAGUGAGGACACCUAGCAUCUUGGGCAGACGUGGUCCAGGGGUGUAAUCAUUGCCCGUGUGUGGUUCCUCCCCAAACCCUGCUCACUUUAAACAGAAGCAGAGCGUGAGAUUAUCACCCUAGACUUCUCGGAUCCGCCCUGUCCCGUGGCCCGAAUCUAGAGUCACAGACCGGUUGGCCUGUCUUGAAACCAGCCUUGCUGAGUGCUGCCCACAGCUUCCUGGGAGCAGCCUCCCUCCUGGCCUUGUUUUCUCUCACAGACAAGGUCAGCGCCUCCAUGCGGGGACCAUGUCCACACUCCUCUCUCUGUCUACUCCACGGCGCCUAGGCCUUGUUUUGUUUUUGAUGACUCUGACCUUCACCGGGAGGUUUGUCUCCACCAGCUCUGAAGAUCAGGCUUUAUCCGCCUGCCGUGCUCCAUGGUCGACCUUGCAGGAAGUCGGGAGCUGUGCCUGGCCCUCCUGGCACGUUGCCUGACUCUCCAGGACCAGGAUGUGGCUCCCACAGCACUCUGUUCCUGUCUCCUUGUGCAGGAGCCCUGGCUCCUAGGGCCCCGGCGUCUCGGUGGCGUUGGCAAUGCCCUUAGUUUGGUCUUACAUUGCUCUCUGCCUUAUGGAACAUCUGACCAAAAAAGCUUCAGUGAAACCUCAAGUGGGGAAACCACACUCUACUAGGUAUCAGGCCAGCAGUUUGGGCAGCCUCGCCAGUGACCAUCUGUGCGCCUGGGAUGGGACCUGCAUUUGACCGUCAGCAAAGUGGCAGUAAGUGCCACAGGCAAAGUAGAGCCAAGGCAUUCAGUGGGAUGUUCACUGAGAAAUCGCUCUUGAAGUUUUUUCUCAUAAAAGUGCCUUUUCAUUGGCCACUAUAAUAGCCACUUGUCUACUCACGUGUCUAACACACUCCCCUGCUGUGCUGUCUGUCCAGGUCAUUUAAGAUGCUUCCUGGUGCUUGUGUUUCCUGAACAAAAGGACUGUCCGAUAUCACUGAUGUCUUAGUCACUGAGAUAUUUAUUUUUUAAAGAGUUGGAAGCAAAAAAAUUUCUAUUUCAGUUUAUCUAAGAUUUGUAUAGAGUUUUCUGAUUGUGAAAUUAAUAUACAUGUCCCUUGUAUAUACAUAAAGCAAACAUGCUAUGGAAGAAAAUAAGCCACAUGUUAACAAGUUACUUUGGGGAGAGGGGGUAUAUUGGAUUUUGCUAUCUGUUUUUUAUAAUUUUAUAUUGCUCUCUCAAAAACAUAUGUAUAUAUGUGUGUAUCACUUUUGCAACAAGAAAAUUGAUUUAUAUAAUACUAAAACAAUAAAUAUGUAAUCAAGAAAAUGGA